AUGAAGCAAUAUUUUUUGUAUUCAUUUAUUAUAUUUACUAUUGUAUUAACAUUAGUUCAUUGUCAAAAAGCUAAUGAACUUUAUCAUUAUUUAAUGUCAAAUUAUAAUAAAAAUGUUCGUCCAGUAAGAAAUAAUUCUGAUCUUGUUAACGUCAAAAUUGGUCUGAAACUUAUACAAAUAGCUGAUGUUGAUGAAAAAAAUCAAUUAAUGCAAACACAUGUCUACAUUCUUCAUGAAUGGCAAGAUUUUAGUUUUAUAUGGUCACCAGAAGAAUUUGAUGGUGUAGAAUAUAUACAAAUUCCUAGUGAAUUGAUUUGGAAACCUGAUCUUGUUCUCUAUAAUAAUGCUGAUGGUGAUUAUCAAAUUACAACAAGAUCAAAAGCACAAAUUCGAUAUGAUGGAAUCGUAAAAUGGAAUCCUCCAAUGGUUUAUAAAUCUUAUUGUUUUAUUGAUAUUCAAUAUUAUCCAUUUGAUAUACAAAAUUGUACACUUAAAUUUGGUACAUGGUCAUAUCAUGGUUCACUUGUUAAUUUACAAUUUUUAACUAAUAAUGAAUCAUCUAUUCUUGAACGUGGUUGGGAUCUUGAAGAUUAUACUCCAUCUAUUGAAUGGGAAAUUUUAAAUCUUCGAGCUAUUCGACAUGAAAAAUUAUAUGCAUGUUGUGUUGAAAUAUUUCUUGAUUUAACAUUUACAUGUACUGUACAACGAAAACCAUUAUUUUAUAUAGUUAAUUUAAUUGUACCAUGUGUUAAUAUAUCUGUUCUUGCUGUACUUGUUUUUCUUUUACCAUCUGAUAGCAAAAAAAAAAUAACAUUAUCUAUUUCUAUUCUUGUUGCUUUACUUGUAUUUUAUUUAUUACUUAUUGAACUUAUUCCACCAACAUCAUUAGUUAUUCCAUUACUUGGUAAAUAUUUAUUAUUUACAAUUGUUAUUGUUAAUUUAUCAAUCAUAAUAACAAUUAUAACACUUAAUGUACAUUUUCGCCGUCAUUCAACAUCACAUAUGUCACCAUUAAUUAGAAAAUUUCUUUUAAUUUAUUUACCAAAAAUUCUAUUUAUGGAACGACCGCCUAUACCACCAAGAUAUGUAUAUGUAAAAUCAAAAUCUUGGGAAAAUAUUGAUAGCCAAUCAUCAACAUUUCCAUGGAAAAAUGAUCAACGAAGACAUAUUGCAAGAAUAACAGCUGAUCAUAUUGCUUAUAUUGCUGAACAAAUGGAAAAUGCUCAAAAUGAAAAAGAAAUCGUUGAAGAAUGGCGUUUUAUUGCUUUAAUUUUUGAUCGACUUUUUCUUAUAAUUUUUGUAUCCGUUAGUUUAAUGGGUACACUUGGAUCAUUAUUAAAAGCUCCAUCAUUACAUAAAUCUAGAGCACCUAUCGAUCCAACAUGUUAUUUAUAUUAUCCACCUAUAAAUGAUUCUCAAUGGAUGAAAAAAUGUGGUGCAGAUUAUUUUCAAAGUUUAUCAAAUCAACAAUUAGUUUCAAAUACUUAA
Molecule: messenger RNA, 1488 nt
Organism: Rotaria sordida
Lineage: Eukaryota; Metazoa; Rotifera; Eurotatoria; Philodinida; Philodinidae
Source: the annotation of a GenBank genome assembly